Messenger RNA from Aspergillus ibericus CBS 121593, 1151 nucleotides. Its product is annotated as putative cystathionine beta-synthase (beta-thionase). Bases 239 to 778 code for a protein of 179 amino acids. The record is from RefSeq and is a predicted model, not a curated record. The transcript is spliced from 2 exons. NCBI's taxonomy places the organism in Eukaryota, Fungi, Ascomycota, Eurotiomycetes, Eurotiales, Aspergillaceae.
GGCUGUUCUCGGUGCUUCAUACUUGCCUGAGUGAAUUCCAGCCCUCUGGCUCUCUAUUCAGUCAUAGUUGUUUGUCUGUUUUCUGCGGAACUCCGUGCCUGCACCCUCUUGUGAGCUAGUUUGACAGCCUCAAGGCCCUCAAUUGAACGUCCCCUUCUCCACCCUCUUCCCGUGCCCCUCAUCGAGUCAUCGCGGGUUGACCACAACCACAUCACAACCACCACCGCAACCAAAAAACAUGGCUUCCUACAUGAACGCCAGUGAGGCGCUGACCCAGCAACAACUCGCGCAGAAUGCAGAGCAACCUGCUGCCCAGUCUUCAUGGGCAAACAAGUACCGCGGGGCUACGGUAGAGGAUUUGGACCCCAACCCGGCCUUGUCCGUCUCGCCCCACGAUCCGAUUUCGACCGCCAUGAUCGCCGCUUACGAACGUGAUUACACACACCUGACGGUUACUUCCUCGACGAAACGGUCCCUGGUGGGGUACCUGAGCAUUCCACGACUUAAGGAGCUGCUCAAGGAGGGCACCGUGAAGGAAGCCGACCCGGUCUCUGCGGCGAUGCAGCGAUUCAACCGCAAGCGAGGCACAUAUCAGGUGAUCACAAUGGAGACGCCGCUGGAGGAGCUGGAGCAAUUCUUCGAGAGUGAAACGGGCCCCAACGGGGAGCCCCGGGCCAAGCAGGAUUUCGCCGUGGUCACCGAUGUCUCGCGCAAAUUCGUGCUGGGAGUCGCAACCAAGGCUGAUCUGGGAGAGUUUGUGAAGCGGAGACCGGCUUAAAUGGCUACAGCGACGGAUAUAUUCUGCGGCUUCUGAUACUUUGCAUUAUAAUGGAAUGCUUGCCUUUGUGAAUUGUUGGCAAUGCAUUUCCGGGCGCAGCCAUUCAACAUGAACUGAACAUAUCAUCCCCGGCGGACUACGCAUUGGACCCAUACUUCAGCGCAGGUGUCAGCUUGUUGACACCUGUCACAUGCCUAUCUACCUUGAUAUAUGUCUUUGACGGAAUGUAUUCAAAGUCUGCGACAGAUUCGAGCUUACACUGAAUACAUAACCCAUAUAUCGGCCUAAUUCUCAACGGAUAUUUGACAAGCACGUAGCAUGAAAAGCGGUCCAUGAACGCCAUAAGUGAAAUACAGGUAUCGAAAGCAAGUGG